Molecule: messenger RNA, 4237 nt
Organism: Hydra vulgaris (swiftwater hydra)
Lineage: Eukaryota; Metazoa; Cnidaria; Hydrozoa; Anthoathecata; Hydridae
Source: RefSeq, a predicted model, not a curated record
AUCUAUAGAUGUACCUAAUGUACCUAUUAAAUAAAUAAUCCAAGAAAUGGCUGAGACACCUGCACCUGGAUUCAAUGCUCGUGUUGGCAUGCGUGUUGAAGUCAUAGGAAAAGAUCAAAUCGGUACAAUUUGCUAUGUGGGCAUGACCGCAUUUGCUGCUGGCAAGUGGGUUGGUGUUGCUUUAGAUGAACCAAAUGGCAAAAAUGAUGGCUCAGUGCAAGGAAAAAAGUAUUUUGACUGUUCUCCAAAUCAUGGUAUAUUUGUUCGACAAACACAACUUGCAGAAAUUAAUGAUCAAUUACAGACAACUACCUCAGGAACUAUGUUACCAUCAUUACAGACAACUACCUCAGGAACUAUGUUACCAUCAUUUUCAAGUGGAAUAUUAAGCCCUCGGAAAAUUGGGAUGACACCCUUAAAGAGCCAACCUGCUCCACAAUCAGGUCUAGUGACACCUAAAAUUUCUUCAUCAGCAGAAACAGUGUCUACAUCCUCUUCAAUUCAAAAUGUGUUAGAAGCAUCUAAUGAAAUACCUGUGGCAACGCCUGUGGCAACUUCAGAGAAAAUAAAAUCAGGGCUUGCAAAACCCAAGUUAGGCAAAAUAUCAAACUUGGAGGAAUUAACUCCACCUAAAGAAAGUAAUUUACCUGGAAAACCAAAGUUAAUACCAGGGUUAAAUACACAACGCCCAUCUAAUACUCAGUCAGAAUCUAGCAUUCAGGUUGAUCCCAACAUUCAAUCUAAUAAUCAGCGUUCUAGUUUUAUUUCAAAACGUGGAUCAAAUCUUGGAUCCCAACCAACAGAAAUACCGGAGACAACUAAUGAGAGUUUGAAUGUUGAUUUAAUGCAAAAGAGCGUAGAACCUACUCUUCAAGCAUCUCGUGUUCCAUCAGAAGAAUUUUUAGAACUUCAGAGAAAGUUGAUUGAAAAAGAAAAAGCAAAUUUAGACUUGGAAGAGAAGUUGAAUGUUCUGAAACAAAAAAGAAUUGCAGAUCAAAACAAAAUUAAAGAAAUUGACAAGAUUAAGAUGCAGAAUCAGCAGCUUUUAGAAUACAAAGCAAAGUGGCAAGAAUCUACAAGAGAGCUCCAAAUGCAAAUUAAAGCCUUACGAAAUGAGGCUAAUGAUGCAGAUAAUCUAAAAGGGCAAAAUGAGCUUAAUGAACUACAGGAGGCUGUUGAAAUGGCUACACUUGAUAAGGAAAUGGCAGAAGAAAAAUAUGAAAGUUUGCUACAAGAACAUGAGCAUUUAAAAGAAAAACAUGAAGAAGUAACUUUAGAAUUGGAAAUACUCAAAAACGAGAUCAGUGAAGGAGGUGUAGGGACUGUUGCUGCAAAUGCUGAACUUAAGCAAAUGGAGCAACAGAACAUUCGACUGAAAGAAGCUUUAAUCAAGUUGAAGGAUAUUGCUCAAAAUGAUAAGUCCGAGCUUUCCAAUUCUCAAAAAGAAAAUAAAUCAUUAAACCAAAAAUUAUCUGCAAUUGCAAGUGAGAGAGACACACUACAAGAAAAGUUGAGACAUAUGGAAUCUCAAGUUGACGAAUUAAAGGAGCAGGUGGACUUUGCACUUGGAGCAGAAGAAAUGGUUGAAAAAUUGACAGAUAAGAAUCUUGAACUAGAGGAGAAAAUAGAGCAGUAUGAAGAAACCAUCAAAGAUCUGGAAGCUCUUCGUGAAUUAAAUACAGAAUUGGAAGAAGGACACAUCAUGACAGAACAAGAUUUAAGAGAAGAGUUAGAGUUAGCAGACAAAAAAAUAGAUGAGUAUGAGAAGCAACUAGCUGCCCAUGUUGAGCAGAUAAGUGAUUAUCAGUCAACCAUUUUAAAGUUCAGAGAGCUCGUACAGAAUUUGCAGAAUUGUAUUAAAGAACUCCAAUCAAAUGGAUCUUCUUCUCAACAAGUUGAUCUUGACUCUACACCUGUACCAGAUAUUGAUUUUAAGACAAAAAUAAAGCAAUACAAAAGGGUGAUUUUGAUGGCAUUUGUUUAUUGCUGCUACUAGAAAGGUUGAGAUUUAAAUGUGAACUUUUAUCUGCUCAAUUACAUGAAAAACAUGAUAUUCAAGAUAUCAUAGAAGAAGGACAAUUAUUAAAUGAUUCAAAAGGUGAUCAAGCAAGUCAUGCUUGUCUUUUAGCUUACAAUCUGGCUCAGUUUUAUGUUAUAGUAUCUCAGUUUAUGAGAGCAUUAUAUUGUUGUGAUGUUGGUACAUUUAUGCGUGCUUCUGCUCAGUAUCCUGAGUUAGCUGUCCACGAAAAAAUGCUUGAUAACUAUAUUGAGUUAUUGAGUAAAGAUUUGUUAGAUGAUACUGUUUCUAUAGAAGUGUUUGAGAAAACCAUUAAUCAAUAUAUGAACAUUUAUAAAUUACAUUUGGGAAAUGCACUUCGUGAUUGUACAGAAUUUUUAGCUGAUUCAUUAGUUAGAUUUAACAUUGGCUCUGAAUGUGUAUCAAUUGAUAUACAGCGUUUAAAAGGGAUAUCUAAGAACUGUAAAGAAGGAAGCUCUUUUGUAAAUCUCAUUCAUUUUAUUGAACUCAAAAAUAUGGAAUUAAAACAGUUUUGUAGAAAGAUCAGGCGUAGAAUGGUGCAGGAUUCAAGUACAACAUUAUCAUAUCCAGAUCAAGUUGUCGAAGAAUUACUAACAGCACAAGAAGAACAGGGAAUAUUGGUUAAAUACAUGCAAGAUUUAGCGUCUGUUCUGUCUUUAAAAGCGUCUCAACUUUUUGAAAAUGAGUUUUUAUUGCCUGAACGUUUGAUGGAAGCAGCAGAAGAUUGUGUUACACUUUUUUUUAAAUCUGACGAUGAUCCAAUGGAUGUGUUAAGUAAGAGUUUCCAUAAAAUCUUAUCAUGUUUAUCAGGGAUUGCUUUAAAAUUACCAGAAGGAGAUUAUGAUACUGAACCUGAAAAGAAGCGAACACCUCCUUACCUUGAGAGAGCAGCUAUAUUUAAAGAUGAGCUAUCUUCGUCUAUGAAAUUAGAAAACAUUAUUGAACAGAAAGAUCAAGAAAUAUUACAUAUUAAAAGGAACUUAAAAAUUAAGAGUGAUGACUUAAGUGAAGCAAACAUAAGAAUAAGUUUACUUGAAAAAAGAGCUGAUAAUGCUGCUAAAGAAGCUGAUAUUAAAGUAGAACAGAUGGCUAAGAAGCUAGAGGCAACUGAAAUUGCUUGCCGUGAGAAAACAAAGCAAAGUGAAAAGACAAUGGAUGCAUUACAAAGUGACAUUGAUGCUCUAGAAAAUGAAAGAAGUGAAAUGAGGAAAAAGUUGGAAAUAUUAAGUAAAAAGACGAGUAUUGAUAUGUCUCGAACAUCCAGCUUGCAAAUGCUGUCACCUGCAAAAGCUGGAUCAACAAUUGCAACAUUAGCAAAAGCAGGUGUAGCUGGGGCUUCACCUUCAGUACAAGUUGUUCUUAAAGAUUCGCCUGUCUUUCUAGCUCAAAUGGAGGGGCAAAAGAAAGCUUUGGAAUACCUACAAACAGAAUAUUGGUCGCUGAAGUGUGAAAAGAUGAAAAAUGAUUUGGCUUCUUUACCGAAACCUUAUAUCCCAAAUAUUGUGUGGAAAGAUGGCAAAUUUGUUAAGAAUUCAUCUGACAGUUCUAAAAAAACAUCUCAAAGUGUUCUUAAAGAAUGCAAUGGGUUGUACCAAAAUCUUCGAAAUUUGUCUGCAUUUCCAAAGGUUGUUGAUAUAACAAAAGGUUUUACAAAAGAUGGAUUAUACCGGCCAUCUCCAGAAGAGCAACUGUUUCAACAGAAAGAUUUACUUUUUAAACUUAGUAAACAAAAGGAUGAGCUUUCAAAGAAAGUUCAGGAAGUCAUUACCGAAGAGCUUGUGGGCGGAGUAGUUCAUAGCUAUCUGAGAGAUUUUGUUUCACCCCAAUACUCUAGGCUCAACCAGGAGAAGAUUUCUCCAGUACAUGUUGCGACCCUUCGAUUUCCAGUUACUAAUAAUGAAGUAAAGCCUGGAGUUCAUAACGUCACGGUGACAGCUCAAGAAUUUAUGCGCAUUCAUGAAGUACUUAUCCACAGUUAAUUAUUUAAAUUUUGUGUUUAUUAUAUAAUGAAUUAUAACCCUUCGGUUUCUUAUUACUAAUAAUAAAGCGAAGGCUGGAGUUCAUAACGUCUCAACAUAACAGCUCAUAAUUUACGUCAUAACAGCUCAAGAAUUUACGCGCAUUUAAAAAAUACUUAUCCAUAGUUGAUUAUAUAAAUUUUGUAUUCAUUAUGUAAUGAAUUAUAAGGAAACAAGUUUA